Parasteatoda tepidariorum (common house spider) is the source of this 8640-nucleotide messenger RNA. The record is from RefSeq and is a predicted model, not a curated record. NCBI's taxonomy places the organism in Eukaryota, Metazoa, Arthropoda, Arachnida, Araneae, Theridiidae.
UACAAAAGAACUUUUUUAGUUACACACUGUUUGAUAAUUUUCAAAUAGUACAUCUUUUAUGGUAGACUAUUUUCGAAACAACAUGGGUCUUAAACAAAAAAUGUUGCUUUCAAAUGGUAAAACGCAGUCACUUUCGAAGAAGGUGAAGCGAGAACUUACCAAGAAACAAAUAUGCAAAGGAUUGGAAAUUGGAUCGAUAACAGCCGAACUUGCAGCUAACGUUGCGGGUGAUGUAAAUUCCAUACCAGUGAUUGGCGAAGUAACAGGUAUUUUUACCGCAGGAACUGCUAUAGCAAGCCAUACUGCAAAAGCCGGUAUAGAUAUUACUCGUGCUGUUAUGGAAUGUGAUGAUAUAAAUUUCGAUGAAAUCAAAGAGAUAAUGGACAAAAAAUUCAGCGAAAUGGAAAGAAAACUUGAUCAAAUCACUAGCGCGUUAAACAUGGUUUCUGAACUGGUGGGCAAAACGCUGUACACUGUAGAGAGAACAAGGCAGGAAAUGAAAGAAGGAUUUAAAAGAGUCAUAGAUUCCAUCGAGAAUUCAAAAAUUGAAAAAGUUGUACUGAAGAUAAAGAACUUUGUAGAAUACUUUGAGAGCGAGAAAGAAAGAAUUCAAAGUUUAGAGAAAGACGAUUAUGUUUCUGACCUAAAAGAAUCAGAAUUAUUGGAUUACUUGAAGAAGUCACGAACGCCGACAGGGGAUAGUUUACAAACAGCCAUUUUCGAAAUUCUGGAGCAAAACUAUGCCAUUCCCGACGAUCGAGAAGAUAAAAUAGCAUUUACUGCUUUGUAUGCUUUGCUUUAUGGUACUCAAGCAUACGUUGAGGUAAUGUAUUUCUUAAUUGAGAAAUACGCUUACCUAGCAAAUGAUUCUUAUGAGAGAUACAACUUGAAAAGUUUUAAUGACUAUUUCAAUUUGAUAAAAACUACAUUUAAUGGAUUUAAAUUUACUUUUAUUGGCACUGCUAGCAAAAAAGGUUUGAUUGAUAAGGUUAUUAAAACUUUUGAUACAGUAUUUAAAAGCAAUUUUGAUAAAAAUACGAAUGAGGACAUAAGUCAACGGAUUGAUUCUUUAAAUGUUAUGAAAACUAAUAUUAAGAACAUGAUUUUACCUAUAAUAGAACAGGUCCCUGAAAACACCAUUGAAAUUUCAUUUACUUUAUCACAAGUGUAUGUUCCUAUAGGAGACUGGAAGACAGGAACCAAAGUGAAGUAUGCUUUGCAGUACGUACAAGAUGGUAAAUAUUCUAAAGUCAGUGAUUGGACGGAGUCUUUUACAGUGCAAGAGAAGGCCAGCCCUUUCUUGAAAUUAUCAGUGGAUCCAAAUAGAAGAACAAGAUUGGUUUUUAGAAGGUUGAACAGUGAAAAACCAAAACUUGUUGGUGUUGUUGAUCCCUACACUACUGAAUUCAGGGACAUCAAUAGGGAUUUAUAUGACGCUGCCGGAAGUGUUAACGAGCAAUCUGUUCAAGAUGAUAUGGCAGAGUUGAUACGAAAUGGAGCAGACAUUGAAACUGAUUUUGAGAAGGGCAGGAAAGCUAUACACGCCGCAGCGCAACACGGGAAUGCCGUAUUAACAUUACGUUUCAUAUUAGGAGCUAAUGAUCCGAAUGUUAAUGUUACUGACUCAUAUGGUUACAGUCCCCUACACUUAGCUGCCGACGCAGGGCGAGAUGAUUUUGUUCAAUUGUUAGUAGACGCUGGGUCGGAUAUAAAUGCCAAAACAGUUUCUCUACAACUAACACCACUGCAUAUGGUGACUCGAAAAGGUUAUGAAAAAACAGUUAGCAAACUAUUGUUUCAUAGAAAGCUCAAUGUAAAUGAAAAGAAUGUCGAUGGGUUUACUCCUUUGCAUACAGCUGUCAUAGGUGGUUAUAAAGUAGUCGAAGCUUUGUUCGCUAGACCUGAAAUUGAUAUGAAUGCUAAAUCCAAUGCUGGACUUACUCCUUUUCACCUUGCAGUAAUGAAAAAUGAUAAGGUAGUCGUUGAAUCAUUACUGAAGAGUACUAAAGUGGAAGUGAAUGCUGGAGAUAAAAACAAUAUGACCGCUCUUCAUUUCGCAUGCAUGGUAGGAUAUUCAAACAUGGUUCGUUUGUUAGUCAAUACCAAAGGAAUCGAUGUCAAUGUAAAAGCAAUUGAAAACAAAUGGUCACCUUUGCAUUACGCGAUAUUUUUUAAGCAUAAUGAUGCUGCCAUUGAGCUUUUAAAAGCAAAAGAUGUAGACGUUAACUUGUUAACUGAUGGGAACGUUACGCCACUUCAUUUGGCAAUUGUAAAGGGUCUGACAAUUAUAGCUUUGGACUUGUUAAGCAAAGACGCGAUCGUUGAUAAAACUACAGAUGAUGGAUUAACUCCACUCCAUGCAGCAGCUUUCCGUGGUAUGAGCGAUGUUAUUCAAAUAUUGCACAAGAAGGGUUCAAAUAUUGAUGCAAAAACGAAGGAAGGUCUAACACCUUUGCACGUGGCUGCAACUUCAGGACAUCUAGAAGCAGUGAAAAGCCUUUUAGAACUUGGUGCUGAUGUCCGCAUCAGGGACUCUGAAGGUAACUCUUUUUUCUAUCUCGCUGUUCAGAAUGGACACACUAACAUUGUUAAGUAUUCCGUUGAAAACAAUAAGAUCGAUAUCAACUCUAAUGAUAACUGGAGACCCCAACAAGGUAAAGGACUUCAGAAAGUUGCCUAUUGGGCAGUUUGCGAUGCUCUCAACUUUGGUAAGAUGGAAGUCGUUAAGUAUCUAGUUGGACAACUGAAAAAUUACGUUUGUAAUCCUGUACAAACAGCAGCUGGAGCUGGAUACUUAGACAUUGUUAAAUAUUUAGUUGAGGAGGUACAAAUGGAUGCCAAUGGAGAACCUGGAGUUUUACCUCCAAUCCUUUCAGCAGCCGAUAGUAAUCGUUUAAACAUCGUAAAAUAUCUAGUUGAGAAAGGCGUUGAUGUCAAUUCUGAUUUUCGUGGUAUGUUUCUUAUUACUCUCGUCGUCAUUCGAAGACAACUUAGAAUGUUAGAAUAUAUAGUGGAACAAGGGGCGAAGGUUGAUGUCAAAACUCAAUCCGGUGGUACACUUUUACAUGAAGCUGUUACAAAUGGAAAAAAUGUUUUAAAAUUUCUCGUAGAGCAAAAUAAAAUAAACAUUAACGCGCAAGACACAGAUGGGAAUACUGCAUUGCACGUGGCUGCAAACUACAAUGAUUUAGAAGCUAUAAAUUUUCUUUGUAGUAAAGGCGCUGAUGUUACGAUAAAAAACAGCAUCGGUGAAACUGCGUAUGACACUAUUCAAAAGCAGGGUGUCAAACCGAAAUGCUUGACCCCAAAAAGUUAUUUGCUUUUGAAACGUAACGUAGAUUCAAUUUUGAAAACUGAUGAACUGAAUUCAGAAGGAGCAAAUUUAUUGUCUAAUAACGAUAUUGAUAAUUUUCCAAUGAAAACUUUUCAAGCGGAAAAUAAGUUAAACAGUGGAUUGAAAUUUAAUAUGAAUGACGAUAUAAAAAGUUCUUUCAAAGCAAUUCCAAAUCACUCUGAUGGCUCUAACAUUUACGAGCCUCAUGCAAUAAAAAAUAUGGAUAUAAAUGGUACAAUGCUUUUAGUUGAUUUAUUACUAAGAAAAAUCACCGACAAUAAAUUGAACUUCAAGAAAGAUAACGUUAUGACACUACUUGAAGCUCGAGCUGGCGCUCUUAAUAUUGUUGAAAUUUUCGAUUCACUUAUGGAAACUGCUGAUGAAGAUAUCGAUCUUUUUGACUUGUAUUCUGCAGUACGAAAAGCACUAAUGAGGGGAAACAGAGAUAAAUUAUUGAACAUUUUACAUGAUAACAUGCAGAAAAUUCCUAAAUUUAAAUCAGAAUUGUUCUUUUCCAUUCUUGGAGAAAAAUUGCUGAAUGAUAAUAAAGAUAAUCUGAAUUUAUAUCAGAUUCAACUUGUUAUCAAUACUAUUGACUUACUACCACAAGAAAAACUGCGAAAGGGAGCCGUAUCUGAAAAUGAGAUAAAAACCGAUAAUUCAUACAGCGGCUUUGCUGUUCUUACAAUGACUACAAUAUAUGCUAACCUUGCUAACAGAGAUGGAAUCGUAACAUACAAUGGUAUUCCUAUGACCAUUGUAUGUUACGAUUCCAUCUCUGUCCCCGAAAAAUCUCCAAGAUCAAACAACAUAUCUGAGAUACCAUUUACGAAAAACAGAAUGUCGAACGAAACUCUUUUACAACCUAUUUCGUUUAAGAACCAUAAUAAUAUUUUCUUGGAACGCUUAAAACGAGAAGACGAUGAAAUAAAUGAAGCUGAACUGCAAGAACGAGACAAAAAGUGCAAAGAUAUGGAAAUAUCUUCAGGAGUGUUUGGAGCUGUUAGUGAUUUCUAUGGCGAUAUUGGCGAUGCUCUUGGCGCUAUACCUGUCAUUGGAGAUAUUGCUAAAGGUGUUGCACAGGGAACUGUUGCUGUAGCUAAUCUGGUAAAAAACGGAUUAGACAUCGCUCAAACUGCUUUGGAUUGUGAUCAAGUUCCCUUCGAUGAACUUAAACUUGUUAUCAAUAAAAAAUUCAACGAGGUUGAAAGAAAAUUGGAUAAAAUGACAGAAACACUUGAAAUGAAAGAAAUAAAUAGAUUACCAAAAGAAGAUUACAUCAGGAAACUCUUAAAUGAGGAUAAUGUUUUGAAAAAACUAAGAGAUGUAAGAACUCCAGCUCAGUUGCGAGCGCCUUUAACUCAACUUUUAGAUACAAUAUCUUACAUUUUGGAAAAGGGUGAAGACGGUGUGCCUUUUUCAGCAAUUGAUUCAAUAUUUCAAGGAACACAAACGUAUGCUUUUGUAAUGUUUUUCCUCCUUGGGCACCAUAAUUAUCUUGCAAAUUAUUAUUAUCAAUUAGGAAGACUUGAUAUGUUUAAUGAUCAACUUGAUAUUAUUAAAGACGUGUUCAACAUGUUUUCGCAUUUUUUGGCUGGGCAUCAAAAACCGUUGAUUGACAGAGUUAUUCAUAUUAUUGAAAGAGUCACGAGAAAUAAGGAAUAUUCCGGAGAUAAAUCCUUGCUUCCGAAGAUAAAUUUUCUGACAGAUCUGAAAAAUAAAAUUAAAAGCAUCAAUCUGUCAAUAAUUGCUGAAACCCCGGAAAAUGAUAUAACCAUAUCAUUCGAAGAAGGUAUUGAAAAUCCUGGAAGUGACUGGAAAAUGGGAAGUGUUGUUAAAUAUGCUCUGCAAUUCAAACGAGGGGACAUUUACUCUAGAGUAAGUAAAUGGAAAAUUUUUAAAAUCAAUGAAAAAGGAAAUCCAUCUUUACGAAUGCCCACAGAUUUACGCAGAGAUCGACUGAUAUUUCGGCAGAUUGAUAACCAUAAAGCAGAAUUAGUAGGAAUCAUAAAGAAGUCAGAAAUCGAUUUUAAAGAUAUCAAUAGAGAUCUUUACAAUGCGGCGGGAAAUCCAACAGAACAAGUUGCUUUAAGAGAAGUAAAUCUAUACCUGCAAAAUGGCGCUGAUAUUAGAUCAGUUUUUGAAAAUGGUAGAAGUGCUAUUCACGCAGCUGCCCUUGCUGGCCACGAUGAUCUUAUAAAAGUACUGCUUCAAAACAAGGUUGAUAUAAAUGUGAGAGAUGAUAAGGGUUACACGCCCUUGCACAUAGCGGCUCAGGCUGGGAGAGGGACUCUGGUUAAUCUUUUAGUUGAAAAUGGAGCAGAUGAAAAUGCUAAGACGAAUGAUGAAUUACUUACUCCACUACAUCUUGCAAGUCGGAGAGGUUAUUUAGAUUGCGUAAGAAAUCUAUUGAAAAAUGAAACCGUGAAUGAAAAGAACAAAUUAGGAUUUACACCACUUCAUUCAGCUGUUAGUGGAGGUCACGUUAUUGUUGAAACUAUUGUCGAAAGAAUUGAAUACAGUCCAGAUGUAAAUGCUCAGUCAGAAAAGGACCAACUAACACCUUUGCACUUAGCUGUAAUAAACGGCGACCUUAAAGUUGUCCAAAGUUUAAUGAGAAGUGAAAAGAUAGAUUUGAAUGUCAAAGAUAGAAAUAAGCUAACACCUCUUCAUUACGCAGCCCUUGCUCCAGCAUCGAUAAACAACUUGAUGAUCGUCCAAAACUUAGUCAAUGCUAAGGAAAGAGUUAACCCAAAUCUAGCAAGUGAAAAUCAUUGGACUCCAUUACAUUUUGCAAUAUUUAACAGAAAUACGGAUGUAGCAUUGGAAUUGAUAGAAACUGGAAUUAUUGAUUUGUCUUCGCUCGUUGACGGCAAUUACACGCUGCUGCAUUUAGCAACAGCUACUGGACUGAUAAAAGUUAUCCGUGAACUGUUGCAGAGGGGAGCUAUUAUUGAAGCCGAAACAAAGGAAGGAUACACAGCACUUCAUUUAGGGGCUAUGAGAAAAGAGCCCGAAAUAGUUCCUAUGUUCAUUGGGAAGGGCGCAAUUGUUAAAGCCAGAACAAAAGAUGGUUCCACCCCUUUGCACUAUGCAGCUGCUGCAGGUAGAUCUCACACAGUUCUGUAUCUCUUAGAAAAUGGCGGAAGCAUUCGUGAUGCUAAUUCCGCUGGUCGAUAUCCCAUUCAUGAGGCUGUAACACGUGGUCAUUCACAAGUUACGCAAAUAUUUCUCGAUAAAGAUUUUAAACUUGUUUAUGAACGGGAUAAGCAAGGUAAAUCACCGUUUGACAUAGCAGCCGAACAUCUAUGUGCUAAUAUAAUUUAUGACUUUGUAGAUAGGGGGCUAAAUUUGACUGCAUGGUAUGGAGAUGGAAGACCACCUUUAAGUAUUUUCGCAAAGAUCGGAAGCUUAGAAAUGGUGAAGUUCUUCCUCAGCAAAGGCUCUGAUCCAAAUGCUAUAGACUUUGAAAACAAAAACUUUUUCGAUUUGGCCGCAGAGUACGGUUUUGAAAAUAUUGUAGAAUAUGUUUUUGUCAAUCAAAUAAUAGAUUCUUCAAAAAUAGAGCAAGGUGUUUGCAAAGCUAUUGAACACGGCCAACUGAAUAUUAUAAAGUAUUUCAUUGGCACUCAAAAAGAGAUGUUAUGUAAUCCAUUACAAACCGCUGCGUUAAAAGGCCAAAUGCACAUUACUCAAUACCUAGUUGAAGAAGCUGGCAUUUAUGUCAACGCUGUACAAAAUCACCAAACGGCUCUGUGCAAUGCUGUGAAAGGGGGAUAUUACAAUAUUGCAAAAUAUUUAGUUGGAAAAAGAGCAAGCAUUUACGAUGAUUGCUCCACAGAUUCGAAAAAAUACACUUCGCUGAUUUACGCAGUCGAAAAUAAGCGUGUUAAAAUAUUUAAGUUUUUAAUUGAUAAAAUUCCAGAUCCUAAUAAACAAGAUGGUUUCGGUAAUACACCUUUGUACUACACUGCGUUAUUCGGAUGCUUGUACUGCGCCAGGUAUUUGAUUAGAAAGAAAAAUGUUGACGUAAAUGGAAGAAAUAGCAACGGAGAUACAGCGUUACAUAUUGCAUAUGAAACUGCAAAUGAUGCAUUCGUAACAUUUCUUCAAAAGAAUGGAGCUGAAUAUUUUUUGAAAAACAACGAUGGAGAUAUACCUUUAGCAAAAUAUGCAUCGACUGUGUCUCGAGCUCAAGCCAUGAUUCAAAAUAAAGAUCCAGAAUCAGUUGGAAAAUUAUCAGUAAAAGAUGUGAUUCAGUCGAUCAGAAAUCAAACUCAAUAUGGUUAUCGUUUUCGCCGAAACGUAAAUUACUCUAGUAGAGUUAGAUCAUCAAAGACUCUCGAUUCUUUAACAACAAUGAAGCAAUAUAUUAUAAGUCCAGAAUUAGUUAGAGGCCACUAUAUAAAUCCAAAAUCAGUUAGAGACUAUGCUGCGAAUCUAGAACCAGUUGGGGAGACAACAGUAAAUGAAGUGAAACAGCUGCCCAGAAAUCAAACCAGUUACGGUUACGUUAAUUCUUCUCGCAUAAUAAGUUCAUUAAAGGCUCUAGAACUUUUAACAACAUUGAGACAAAAUAGCAUAAACCCAAAUUCAGCUGGCAACAUUGAUAUGAAGACAGAUCCAGUUAGAGAAUCAACAGUAGAUGAAAUGCUUCAGUUGGCCAGAAAUAAAACUGAAUAUGGGCAUAGUUUUCGACAAAACGAUGACUCUUUGAGCAGAUUAAGUCCAUUAAUAGAUCGAAAAUCUUUAGUAGCAAUGGAACCAAAGCAAACACUAAAAACAACAUAUGCAGGUUUUAAGAAUACAGACGUGAAUGGCACGUUAUUAUUGCUGGAUAUUUUGUUGAGAAAAUUCACCAAAGAAAAAUACGCGCCAUUUUUAGAACAAGGUACGUCUGAGAUGGAGGUGAAUGCUUUUGCGUUACGCAUUACAGAAGCUAUUGAAAAGUUUUUGACUUUGUCUGCUAACUCUCAAACAAUUAAAGGUAUUGAUUUUUUUGAAGUGUAUUUAAAAAUAUUUAAAGCACUCAUUAGUGAAAACGAACAUAAAUUAUCCGAUAUUUUAUAUAAUCUCCUUCAAAACGCCCCUGAUAAGACAAUAAAUAAUUAAAAUCAAUCCUUCAUAUUAUUAAAUCUAUUAUCAACUUGAUAACACUGGGGAACAAUUUUUUUUUGUUUUAUAUUUCAUGAGAUUUUUUUGAACAGAAUUUAUAUAUUUUUGUGCAGCUUUUUUCAAAUGUGCAAUCAGUAUCUCUCUACACCCUACAGCUUUUAUGUAAUUUAAUAAAAUAGUCCUAACGAGGA